This is a messenger RNA of Echinops telfairi (small Madagascar hedgehog), 3880 nucleotides long. RefSeq names its product purinergic receptor P2X 7 (gene P2RX7). Bases 17 to 1804 code for a protein of 595 amino acids. The record is from RefSeq and is a predicted model, not a curated record. Gene Ontology annotation, biological process: monoatomic cation transmembrane transport; response to ATP. Gene Ontology annotation, molecular function: ATP binding; extracellularly ATP-gated monoatomic cation channel activity; purinergic nucleotide receptor activity. The transcript has 13 exons. Gene Ontology annotation, cellular component: plasma membrane; nuclear inner membrane. NCBI's taxonomy places the organism in Eukaryota, Metazoa, Chordata, Mammalia, Afrosoricida, Tenrecidae.
GCAGCUUUCUCCCACCAUGCCAGCCUGCUGCAGCUGGAAUGAUGCUUUCCAGUAUGAGACAAACAAAGUCACCCGGAUCCACAGCAUGAAUUAUGGCACCAUUAAGUGGAUCCUGCAUAUGUUUGUCUUCUCCUACGUUAGCUUUGCUCUGGUGAGUGACAAGCUGUACCAACAGAAGGAGCCUCUGAUCAGCUCCGUGCACACCAAGGUGAAGGGGAUAGCCAAGGUGAUGCAAGAAACUGUGGAGAACGCAGAGAAGAAGGUGGCGUGGAAGGUCUUGGACACUGCAGAUUACACAUUCCCUUUGCAGGGAAACUCCUUCUUUGUGAUGACAAACUUUCUCAAGACAGAAGACCAAGUUCAGGGGGUCUGUCCUGAGUACCCCACUCCCAGGACACUCUGUUCCACUGACCGGGGCUGUAAGAAGGGAUGGAUGGACCCGCAAAGCAAAGGGGUCCAGACUGGAAGGUGUGUACAGUAUAAAGGGAACCAGAAGACCUGUGAAGUCUCCGCCUGGUGCCCCAUCGAGGCAGUGGAAGAAGCGCCCCGGCCUGCCCUCCUGAACAGUGCCGAGAACUUCACUGUGCUCAUCAAAAAUAACAUCGACUUCCCUGGCCACAAUUACACCACGAGAAACAUCUUACCAGGUUUCAACAUCUCUUGCACCUUUCACAAGAUGCAGAAUCCACAGUGUCCCAUUUUCCGACUAGGAGAUAUCUUCCAAGAAACAGGAGAGAAUUUUACAGACGUGGCAAUUAAGGGAGGAAUCAUGGGUAUUGAGAUAUAUUGGGACUGCAACCUGGACAAGUGGUUCCAUCACUGCCGACCAAAGUACAGUUUCCGUCGCCUUGACGACAAAAGCACCAAGGAGUCCCUGUAUCCGGGCUACAACUUCAGAUACGCCAAGUAUUAUAAGGAAUCAAACAUUGAAAAGCGGACUCUGCUGAAAGUCUUUGGGAUUCGCUUUGACAUCCUGGUGUUUGGCACGGGAGGAAAAUUUGACAUUAUCCAGUUGGUUGUAUACAUUGGCUCAACCCUCUCUUACUUUGGUUUGGCCACCUUCUUCAUCGAUUUUCUCAUCAACACGUAUGCCAGUGGGUGCUGCCGGUCACAUGUCUACCCCAGGUGCAAGUGCUGUGAGCCAUGUGGCGUGAAUGAGUACUACUACAAGAAGAAAUAUGAAACUGUUGUGGAGCCCACUAGGAGCUUAAAAUACGUGUCCUUUGUGGAUGAACCUUACAUUAGGAUGGUGAACCAGCAGCUACUUGGGAAAAGUCUGCAAACUUUCAAGGGGGAAGAAGUUCCAAGACCCCCGAUGGACUUCAGAGACCUGUUCAAGCUGCCACUGUCUUUACCUGAGCCAUCUCCAACUCUGGGGCAAGAGACAGAAAUGCAGCCGUUGUGUGAAGCGACAACUCCUAAACCCCAGGACAGCCCGCGCUGGUGCCAGUGCGGACACUGCUUCCCAUCCGAGCUCAACUCAACUUCCAGAUGCCUGGAAGAGCUGUGCUGCCGGCAAAAGCCUGGUGCCUGCAUCACCACCUCAGACCUGUUCCGGAAGCUUGUCCUGUCCAGACACACCCUGCAGUUUGUUCUGUUCUACCAGGAGCCCUUGCUGGAGCUGGACCCGGAGUCCACCAAUAGCCGGCUGCGGCACUGUGCCUACCAGAGUUAUACCACCUGGCGCUUCGGCCCCCAGGACAUAGCUGACUACGCCAUCCUGCCCAGCUGCUGCCGCUGGAGGAUCCGGAAAGAGUUCCCCAAGAGCAAAGGUCAAUACAGUGGCUUCAAGCAUCCUUACUGAUGACACAGGGCACCUUCACGACACCUCUCAUUAUACCUUGAGUUUAUCCUUCAAAGAUUGGUGGAGGCUCUUUCAGCCCAAGAAAAAUGUGCUUUCUCAGUUUACAGCUUUAGAAAUGUCCAAGAGCACAGUGGCCUGGGAGCCACGAGCUUCAGAUUUUUAUUUCAGGCUGAAUUCUACUGAUCCAGAGUUAUGUGAUCUUCGGCCUGUAUCCACUGUGUCUCCUCACGACCCCACCAACUCUGGCACAGAGCUAUCUUGCAGACAAACAGAGACACCCAUUCCUACACGAACUCUCCUAUCAAUGUCGAAAGUGAGGCUUAGACCUGGUUGCUCCAGUUCCACUCCCUACAGAGUAUUUGUAUUCCCACCCCAGCCGUACUGAAUCGGGACCUACAUCUUAACAGGAUCCCCAAGUGAUUCUAAUAGGCCUUGUUAAAAGGCAGAUUCUGAUUCUGUGUAUCUGGGGAAGAAAUGCAAAUUCUUAGCAGAGGAUGGCACCACAGAAUGAACAGUUGUAUGAAUGCAGACAGUCCCACGAGGCGGCCAGGCUAGCACAGUCGUCAACUCAGAACAACCCCCGGGGUCCUGUUUGGCGGACCUGGAGGAUUCAAUAUGGUCACAGGUCUUUGCCGCUCAUUCCUUGAGACUUGAACUCUCUGCCUCCUCCUCUUGGAUCUGGGCAGGCUCUGACUGCUUUACCCAGUAGUGAAAGUGAUGCUGUGACAGUUCCAGGGCGUUGGUCCUGGCAGCAGCUACUUCCUGUCCCUUGGAAGUCUUGCUGAGGGGGAAGCCAGUCACCAUGUAAGAAGCCUGGCUACCCGAGGCCACCCUGUUGUGAGGAAGUCCAAGUAGCCAUGUAAAAGAGAGAUGGCCAACUAGCCGCCAGCUGUCCAAAACCACUAAGCCCAUUCACCAGACACAGGAAGGAGAGGAGGGCUUUCAGAUGACUCCAGACUCCACCAGCAUGUGACUGCAAUUGCAUAAGAGAAACCUAUGUGAUAAUGCCCGGUCACUUUAAAUUGUGGAUGUAAGCACUAAGUUUGGGGUAGUUUGAUACCAGGGACAGAGAGCAAGUCUGAUGCUGGACACACAGGUUCAGUCCUGUGAAGUCUGUAGGGCCAUCUCUAGAAGCCCGCAGAAGUCCGGGUUUAUGGUCAGCUGUUCUAGAAGGACUACAGAUCAAAUUAUGUAACUCACCAGGCCAGCCCUGAAAUCCACCAAAUCUAACUAUUCAGCUGCUACACAGCACAGUAGCACACAUCAUGUUUCUAUGUCAGGGAGCGACUACUGAUGUCAGAACCUGGAAUGGGCCGCCUUUAAGCCUCGAACAUUGGGGACUGGUAGAAUUCUCACCUAUCAUGUAGAAGACUCAAGUUUGAUUCCCAGCCAAUAUACCUCAAGCAAAGAUACCACCUGUCUGUCCACAGAGGUUUGUGUGCGAUGUCCGUGGAGUGCCAGACUGGUUUCUGCGGAGCUCCCAGACUAAGAUGUACUAUGGAAAAAGGCCUUAUGACCUACUUCCCUAUGAAUCACAAUAGUCCAAUCUAUAAUUGAUUAUUCAAAUGGCACAGGGCCAGACAUUGAUCAUUUCUGUUGUGCAUGGAGCUUCUAAGAGUCUCUGGACUCGUGCCAAUCACCGCCCUGACUAAUAACAACACAUGCCUUUAACACCCUGUGCUGUGCAGUCAGUCAAAGUUGAUGCAGCCUGGAUGCUACUGAACAAGCAACCCACACUCUAGUCCUUACCAUUCCUAUCCACCAACUGAGAAGGCGGCAAAAAUGAGUAGCUGCAGGUUUUAAGAUCCUCCGGUAGAUUUCCUUGUUCAUAGCUUUGACACUAGAGUAGGCUAUCUAUCUAUUUCUAAACAGCCACCUUAAACUUAAUAAAGUUUAGAGACCAUUACUCAAUACUGUGAUUGACAAAGGACCUGUGAGGUUUUUAUUUUUGUUUUUUACAUAUACACUGAUUUACCAUCUUGAUAUCUUCUAAAACACUGGGAGUUUCUAUUUUAUUACCGGGACUAAGGUGUGGCUGACCCAAGCCAGGAUAUUUUCAAUCGCUUCCUAUGAGAA